Babesia bigemina is the source of this 1761-nucleotide messenger RNA. Its product is annotated as protein phosphatase 2C, putative. Gene Ontology annotation, biological process: protein dephosphorylation. Lineage: Eukaryota; Apicomplexa; Aconoidasida; Piroplasmida; Babesiidae. Gene Ontology annotation, molecular function: protein serine/threonine phosphatase activity; cation binding. The transcript has a single exon. The record is from RefSeq and is a predicted model, not a curated record. The coding region runs from base 1 to 1761 and encodes 586 amino acids.
AUGUUGCUCUAUCGUUUUCGCCCAGCGCUGUCAUUUUUGAGUCUGUAUUCACACCUCUUAUCAAUGGGAGCUCAUUUAAGUAGUCCGAAGACGGACAAGGUUUCGUGCAGCGGAGGAGACUUUUCUUCUCACACCACUAGGUACGGAUCAUCGUCAAUGCAAGGAUGGCGUGUUUCCAUGGAAGAUUCACACCUUGCUGUACCUGAUCUUUAUCAGCGUUGUAGCAGCAAUGGGGAAAAGGAGACCGACAAUGGACGCGAAACGCAAGUGGGCAAUACUGCAGUUGCGUCUAACAAACUAGAUGCGCUAGGCAAUAUUAACAACUCUUUGGUUGGCGUAUACGGCGUCUUCGAUGGUCAUGGUGGCAGUUGUGUUAGCCAAUGGGUAUCUGAGAAUUUUGCAAGCCUGCUAAAAGGGGAGAUCGCACGUCUAAGUGAGUUGAAAAAUAACCAAAGCAUUGAGCUAAAAAGCUUGGAUGCGAUUUCGGAGACACAGGCGGUGCUUGCUGAAUCAUUGCAAUCUGCCUUUUUAAAGGUAGAUGAAGAGUUGCAGAGGGCAGAAACGGAACAAGCGUUACAGAAACUCAACGAAAGACCUAGGAGUGACAAUGUUAACGAAUCUUUCGUAGACGGGUCAUCACUUUUUAAGGUACUUAUGCCAGAUCGUGCGCCAAAUCGACAGCAAACAAUCCGUCUAAUUGAGCAACAUACGGAGCGACUAUUGCGCGAGUCGUUUAAUUUCCACAAUUCGAAUCAAUCGGAUGUCCACUCCACUGAGGAUUUAACUAGAUAUAGCGAAGACGACGAAGAUUACCAGCAAAAGUCACCAGAUGAUCUUGACGAAGAUGUAAAUGAUGAGGUUUAUAGACACACAUCUUCUGAAGCACAUUCGGUAGACAUAUCGAAGGAGGGCGCGUCCAUACGAUUGAACGACUUGGGUCCGAAAACGCAGGACAGCAAAACUAUCCAAGACCAGAUGGUCACUCGCACCGUAAACGAUGACGAAUCGAUGCGAUCUGGGGAUUGCCUCCCUGAUGAUGAAUACGAAGUAGAAACAGACGCAAUAGGUGACGGUGAUGGCCCUAGUUUAGCUUAUGGGUGUGGUUCCACUUCAGUGGUUGUGGUGGUUGUAGGUGGAGAGACGCCAGCCAUACUAGUGGCCAACGCCGGCGACUCCAGAGCUGUAUUAAGCCGAGGUGGUCAAGCAGUAGCCUUGUCUCAUGACCAUAAACCUCAAUUACGUGAAGAAGGGGAACGGAUCCGGCGAGCUGGCGGAUCCGUAACGAACGGAAGGGUGGAUGGCAAUUUGAAUCUUAGCCGAUCUCUUGGUGAUUUGGCGUUUAAGCGUGACCAAUCGCUCCCCCCAGCCGAGCAGCGUAUUUCUGCUAUGCCUGACGUUAGAAUAUGCCCGUUGACACCGCAAGAUGAAUUCAUUGUACUAGCAUGCGACGGCAUUUGGGACUGCAAAAGCAAUCAGCAGGUUGUGGAUUUCGUGCGCAGCCGUCUUUUUAGAGAUGAGGGCGCCAUCAAUGACGCUGUAGACUCAGAUGGUGUCGCUAAUAAUGACCCUGGAACUCUAGCCAAAAUAUGCGAGGAAUUGUGCGACGAAUGCCUAUCCAGCAACCCUAGCGAGAGCGAAGGCGUCGGUUGCGACAACAUGACAGUCGUCAUAGUGCAGCUCAGCAAACACUUGGUUGAAAAGGCCACCACCUCAGCUCAGCCCAUCACACUUUACGGGAAGCAAGUUGAUGCAUACCUCUAG